Messenger RNA from Neopsephotus bourkii (Bourke's parrot), 2299 nucleotides. It is a transcript of the gene ST6GAL1, whose product is annotated as ST6 beta-galactoside alpha-2,6-sialyltransferase 1. Gene Ontology annotation, molecular function: sialyltransferase activity. The record is from RefSeq and is a predicted model, not a curated record. The transcript is spliced from 8 exons. The coding region runs from base 338 to 1576 and encodes 412 amino acids. NCBI's taxonomy places the organism in Eukaryota, Metazoa, Chordata, Aves, Psittaciformes, Psittacidae.
CAAUGACUUGGAUGAAGAUGCUGACUCUGGCUUUUUCCCAGAAAGAAGCACUGCCGGAAGAUGUUUCAUCUUCUCUGAUGACAGAAAGCCCUCGGGAAGACGUUAUUCUGUUGGGAGUGAAGAGGUCCACAUGCAGGGGAGCAUCAUCUGCUGCCGAGGUGUUUCUUGAACUCCCCAGUGCGUCACAGAGCUGCUGUGUUUUGGAGCGUCCUGCUUAAAUCCUCAGAAGAAAAUCUGCCAACAACCAAAAAUGACUUGAGGUGGAGAGCUGCUGCCUCAUCCACAGGACCAGCUUUCUGCCCCGUGUUCAUUGUCCCAUUUGGAUGCACCAUACACUAUGGUUCACGUCAAUGUGUUGAAAAAAUUAAUGUGUGUUCUUGUGGUGAUACUGGUAGCGCUGACAAUUUGCCUGUGGAGAGAGACGAGAAGAAGCUACUAUGUUCCUUUCAAGACUGAGACUGAUGAUUUACAGACUUCAGAAAAGUGGAACCCACUUAAAUCUCAGGGUCUUUUCCGUGAAGCAGCCAGUGAACUGGGGGUGAUACCAAAAACAUGGUUUGGUAACCACAACCAAGUAAAAGACAGCAUUUCUGGAAUAGCUGAGAAGUCCAAGAAAGUAACAGACUCUAUGAAGGUAUGGGAUAAGGACAGUUCAUCAAGAAAUCUCAUACCUAGGCUGCAGAAGGUCAGGAAAAACUACCUGUCCAUGAACAAGUACAAUGUGACUUACAAGGGGAAGAGGAAUGCUGCUAAACUCAGCCCAGAGAAGCUGCUCUGCCAGCUACGGAACAGGGUGAACGUCACCAUGAUACAGGGGUCCGAUGGCCCUUUUGAUACCUCUGAAUGGCAGCAAUACCUACCAGGGAAAAGCCUCAAUGAAACAGUGGGCCACCUGGGUCGCUGUGCUGUCGUGUCCUCAGCAGGGUCUCUGCGAUCAUCUCAUCUGGGACAAGAGAUAGACAGCCAUGAUGCCGUCUUGCGAUUCAACGGGGCUCCUAUCAAGGGGUUUCAAGAAGAUGUGGGGCAAAAGACAACCAUUCGUCUUGUGAACUCCCAGCUCGUAACCGUUGAGAAGCAGCAGUUCCUGGGAGAAGCACUAUAUAACACUGGAAUCUUAAUUGUCUGGGAUCCAGCACCAUAUCAUGCAGAAAUUCAUGAGUGGUACAAGAAACCAGACUACAACUUUUUUGAAAGCUAUAAGUCUUAUCGGAGCACACAUCCAGAGCAGCCCUUCUAUAUCCUGAAUCCAAAAAUGCAGUGGCAACUCUGGGAUAUUCUGCAGGAGAAUUCCCUGGAGCAAAUUCAGCCUAAUCCACCAUCAUCAGGAAUGCUUGGCAUUGUGAUCAUGAUGACGCUCUGUGACGAAGUGGACGUGUACGAGUUCCUCCCUUCCAAACGGCAGACUGACAUUUGCCACUAUUACCAGAGGUUUCACGACCGUGCCUGUACCAUGGGAGCUUACCACCCCCUCCUGUUUGAGAAAAACUUGGUGAAACAUAUAAACCAGGGCACAGAUGAGGACAUCUAUAUCCAUGGGAAAGCUACUUUGCCCGGCUUCCGAAAUGUGCAUUGCUAGUAGAUCAGUUUUUAGUGUGUUUAGGAGUCAUUUACUUGACUGUCAAAGCACUUUUGAAAUCAGGGUUGUCAGAUUCGUUAGGUCUAAGCACUGGUGUGUUUUGACAGCUCUUCCACAUUGCAACACUUGCUCUUAGGACUGCUUUGCCUAACUUCUCCCAGCUGUAAAGCAGCGUUAAUACAUUGAGGUACAUCCACGUGGUGCCUGCACGAGUCACUGCAAUAAAUUUACUCCCAGUGGAGCCAGGCUCGUGCAGCGGGUGGAUAUUUGUGUCUUCAUGUCAACCCAUGGCGUAUGGGCGGCUCAGGAGAUGCUUUCUAAGCAGAGAUUGCACAAGCCAGGAUCAAAUGUUGGCUGUAGUUCGGUUUACUUCAAAGGGGCUAUGAGAGCCAAAAACCUGGUCCAUUGAGAACAAAAGAAAUAAUGUAAACCUUGUUACCAUCGUCCUAGGAGUUCUUUGGAGCGGAGCUGAUAGAUGGAAACAGUGUCAAAGCUGUGUGCGGGCAGGCUAAACUCCUAGUACAAAAUAUUGGAUUUUACAAACAGUUUGUAAAAUAACUGUGGCAACUUCCUUUCAAAUUGUAGGACUUCUGAGAGCAGGAGGAAUAUUUGGUGAAGGAAGAGGGAGGUAAUUCACAAUUUGGUGAUUCUUGCAAGACUUUUAAAUCUUUUUCCUUUUUUUUUUUUUUUUAAUUGCUUAAAAUAAAUGUGAGUUAACAUUAA